AUGGCUUACACAUUCGUCUUGCCUUGCAGAUCGGUCUCCCAUGGCCUUACCGAUCUCUAUUUCAAUGAUGAGCAAGUCGAUAUUAUGGGUCAUCAAAGCGAGUACGAUGCAGAUGUAGAGACGACCGAUAUCGAGGAGGAUGAAGCUCCGCAGUACGAAGCCAAUAAAAAGACCACUGCAACCACUCAAGCAACGAAUCCCCUAAUCAUUACUUGGAAGGCCCUCAAAACUGCACAAUCGGGUAUCUCAGGGGUCAACGUGGCUCAAGUUGAUAUCUUAGCUCAAGCUGAUAUCCUUCAAGACGGAAACUGGCACGCUGUUCAUACUUCGCAGAUCGAACCCAUCCGGACCAAUCUUCCUCGAUUCGGCGGCUGGACACCCAUCAACAAUCCACCAAGCAACUCGUCACCGGUCGAUUUUACACAAGUAGAAACUUCGGAAACCGAUAAUACCCAAUGUAGCGCCGUUCAUCUUAGUGAUUGGUCGGUCACCAGUGGCUCGCAGACCGAUACUUCGCAAGCCACCAGUGUUGAGCCCGCCAAGCCAUCUAGCUACCCUCAGAUCUGGAAAACUUCGCAUUUGCAUUCGAGCAAUACAACAAUUCAUGCCAAGACGACAAUGGCUGAUAUGCCCCAGCUCAAGAUUUACUUCAGAAGGUACAAGAAAGAGUACACCUCCACGGCCGCUCAAGACCAAAUCAAAUGGUUCAGAUACCGCAUUGCAUGCUUGAAUACGGGCAAGAAGAGUGUUGCCAAUACUGAGAUGGCAGAUAUAAAGCUACAAUGGGGCAGACUCUUGGAGAGACGUAGAUGGUUGAAGCAAGAAAUGACGAGAAUCAAGCAUAUUUAUACAAUGGCAAAACGUAGACAUCAAGAACGCUUGAAGUAUGAAUUGAGGGCAAGUUAUGAUAUUGGAUUUAUCAAGUCACUUAGAAAGGAUUGA
This is a messenger RNA of Botrytis porri, 942 nucleotides long. RefSeq lists its product as uncharacterized. The record is from RefSeq and is a predicted model, not a curated record. Lineage: Eukaryota; Fungi; Ascomycota; Leotiomycetes; Helotiales; Sclerotiniaceae. The transcript has a single exon. The coding region runs from base 1 to 942 and encodes 313 amino acids.